AUGGAAAUCAAGCUGAAAGGUCAGCCACCAAAGGCCAAGUUCUUGACCUUGGGGUCCAAAUUCCGCUACAAUGGACGUACCCAGGCACAGACCCGCCAAGCAAGCACCCUCAUAGAUAGGCCAGCACCACACUUUGAGCGUGCCUCUAGUAAACGUGUCUCAAGGAGCCUAGAUGAUGCUCUGAUUGAUGUUGUGGACCAAAGUUUUCUGAAGGAUUUUCCUGGCCCUCCGGGAGAGGGUUCAGCACUUGGCCCUGGAGCUGCCAGCUACACCACCAUUCAGGAUGGGGAUAGCCGGAGGGAUGCCAGAAGCCCCACAAAAGCCACACCCCUGCUCGCUGAAGGAAAGAGUUCACAUGAGACUCUGAAUGUAGAGGAGGAGAAGAAGCGGGCAGAGGUUGGGAAAGACGAAAGAGUAAUCACAGAAGAAAUGAAUGGUAAAGAGCUAUCAGCUGGGAGUGGUCCUGGGGAGAUUCGUAAGGUGGAGCCCAUGACACAAAAAGACUCCACCUCCCUGUCUUCUGAGAGCAGCAGCAGCAGUGAGACUGAGGAGGAAGACGUGGGAGAGUACCAGCCCCACCACCGAGUGACCGAGGGCACCAUAAGGGAAGAGCAGGAGGAGAAUGAUGAAGAGCUGGAGCAGGAGGCCGGCCAAGCAGCCAAGGUAGUAGAGAGGGAGGCAGCAGUGCCUGAAGCCAUCCCAGACAGGCACGCAGAGGCCAGGCUCCUCCCAGUAGACACAGAGGCCCAGGAACAUGUAGGUGCCCAAAAGCUACCCGGAGAGAAGAGUGCACACGGAGGCACUGUUAAGCAAGACAUGAGAGAAGAAACAGAGGAAGAGCAACACAGAGUUAACGGAGAGGUGCCCCAUGUUGACAUUGAUGUUUUACCAGAGAUUAUUUGUUGUUCAGAGUCACCAGUGGUAAAAACAGAGAUGGGAACAAUUUCUGAUGCCUCACAAAGGACAGAAAUCUCCACCAAGGAAGUCCCCAUUGUUCAAACUGAGACCAAAACCAUCACAUAUGAGUCUCCACAGAUUGAUGGCGGGGCUGGUGGUGAUUCGGGCACAUUACUGACCGCACAAACCAUCACAUCUGAGUCCGUGUCAACAACGACAACCACACACAUCACCAAGACUGUAAAGGGUGGAAUAUCUGAAACAAGAACCGAGAAACACAUUGUGAUCACAGGAGAUGCCGCUCUUGAUCACGAUCAGGCGCUGGCUCAGGCGAUUAGGGAAGCCAGAGAGCAGCACCCUGAUAUGUCGGUCACAAGGGUGGUGGUGCACAAAGAAACAGAGUUGGAGGAGGAAGGAGAAGAAUAAGAAAAUCAUUUUUUAAGCAACAUUCAACUUCAUGAACCAGAAGAACUUUGAUCAUUCCAAGUGUUAACGCCACACCACUACUCCAGCAAAUUUGUGCUACAACUGGUAACAAUGACCAGAAGCCUGUAGAAUUAAAAUGCCAACACCAAACCUUACCUUAACAGCUCUGGUCCAUACUAUUCCCAUGCAUUUCUAAUACGUUCUUUAUUUUAUAACCACUUCUAAAUACUCUUGCUUCCUCUUUUCUUUCUUUCUUUCCUUCUGUCUUUUUUUAAUUCUUUGUUUUUUUGUUAAGCGUUUUAUAUUUGUUUCCCUUUCCUACUGCUUUCUAUGACUCAUUUGCUCAAAUGACAGUGAACAAAGCCAGCCCAGGCUGGUAAGGUGCUGUUCACUUGAACAGGUGCUGUUAUGUGGAAAGGAAACUCUGUGACUAAUUUAGAUAGUAAUUUUCAUUCUUCAGGAUUGUUUCCAUUGAAUUCUUACAGUCUAUAUUUACAGUUUUCAGAUUGCAGUAAAUAUACUGCAUGAGAACAUAUUAAUACCAAUUAAAAGCAUUUCUUACAUCUUGAAAAUUUUCUAAUAUUUGGGACUUUCACUCCGAAUGAUUUUUAUACUGAGCCCUUUGACUUUCCAGUCCUGUGACUUUGUACUUUGGUGGAGUCAGAGACUCUGGACUGGAGAAUUCCGAAGCUCACUGACCAAGCACUGUGUUCAGAGACCAUCACCCACAGUGCAGUACUUCUCAGACAUA
Molecule: messenger RNA, 2074 nt
Organism: Peromyscus maniculatus bairdii (prairie deer mouse)
Lineage: Eukaryota; Metazoa; Chordata; Mammalia; Rodentia; Cricetidae
Source: RefSeq, a predicted model, not a curated record